Dendroctonus ponderosae (mountain pine beetle) is the source of this 2118-nucleotide messenger RNA. Its product is annotated as glycerol kinase. Lineage: Eukaryota; Metazoa; Arthropoda; Insecta; Coleoptera; Curculionidae. Gene Ontology annotation, molecular function: glycerol kinase activity. The transcript has 12 exons. Gene Ontology annotation, cellular component: mitochondrion. The record is from RefSeq and is a predicted model, not a curated record. Bases 178 to 1887 code for a protein of 569 amino acids. Gene Ontology annotation, biological process: glycerol metabolic process; glycerol-3-phosphate biosynthetic process; triglyceride metabolic process.
AAUGGUUAUGUUUGACGUUUAUCAAUUUUAAGAUUUUAGGUUAUAAAAUUUAAAAAAUUAGUUUAUUUUGGUAUCCUGAAAAAUGGUACUCCACAGUGGAAUUUGAACCCCGAUAUCUGAUCAAAGUGAGAUACAAGUGUUUAAGUUCCAUUUUGCCAUUCAUACUACGGACUGUCAAUGAGUUCAACAAGAGAAAAAUACGGGCCCCUCAUAGGAGCUAUUGAUGAAGGCACUUCCAGCACCCGGUUUUUGAUAUUUGCAUCGAAAACAGCUGAAGUUUUAACGUACCAUCAGAAUGAGGUGUCACAUAUAUGUCCACAAGAGGGAUGGUUCGAGCAAGAUCCUAUGCUGUUGCUUCAAGCCGUUAAAGAAAGCAUAGACAUCGCAUGUGACAAUCUUAAGAAACUGAAUAUUGACUUUGAGGACAUUGUCGCCAUUGGGAUAACAAAUCAAAGAGAAACCACCGUUUUAUGGGAUAGAAUAACUGGAAAACCUCUAUACAAUGCCUUGGUGUGGAUGGAUAUGAGAACGUCUAGCACUAUGGAUGAGAUUUUGCAGUAUGGAAAAAAGGACAAGAACUUUUUGCAAUACGUCUGUGGCCUGCCGGUCAGUACAUAUUUCAGUGCCUUAAAAAUAAAAUGGAUGAUAGAUAAUGUAAAAGGCGUAAAAGAAGCCAUGGACGAAGGCAGAUGUAUUUUCGGCAAUAUUGAUAGUUGGCUUAUAUGGAAUCUUACGGGGGGUAAAAAUGGAGGACUUCACAUCACAGACUGUACAAACGCGUCCCGAACUAUGCUAAUGAAUAUUGAAACGUUAAAAUGGGAUCCUCAACUUUGCAAAGUGUUUGGAAUUCCGAUGAACAUUUUGCCCGAAAUAAGAUCGUGCUCGGAAAUUUAUGGCUAUAUUGCGGAUGGUUUUAAAUUAGCCGGUGUUCCCAUAUCAGGGAUAUUGGGAGACCAGCAAGCAGCCUUAGUGGGCCAGUUGUGUUUUAAAAUAGGCCAAGCAAAAAACACUUAUGGGACUGGCUGUUUCAUUUUGUACAACACUGGAACUUGCAUGGUACACUCAAAUCAUGGUCUUUUAACGACAGUGGGGUACAAGCUGGGCCCCGAUCAACCAACGAUUUAUGCCUUAGAAGGUUCCGUCGCUAUAGCAGGAAUAUGUUUACGGUGGUUGAGAGACAGUCUUCAGAUAAUCAGUGAUCCGAGCGAAGCAGCCGAUAUGGCGCAAGGAAUGUCUGAACCUGGCGAAGUUGUAUUUGUACCAGCAUUUUCAGGUUUAUAUGCACCAUACUGGAGAAAGGAUGCCCGAAGCGUUAUCUGUGGUUUAACGGAAGAAACCAAACCCGGACACCUAGUAAAGGCAGCCCUAGAAGGUGUUUGUUAUCAGGUUAGGGACGUUUUGGAGGCAAUGUCGCGAGAUUGUGGAAUACCAUUGAAACAACUUCUGGUAGAUGGAGGAAUGACCAUCAACGACUACUUAAUGCAAAUGCAGGCAGAUUAUUGCGGAAUACCUGUAGUGAGACCAACUAUGUUGGAAACAACUGCACUUGGUGCCGCAAUUGCGGCGGGAACUGCAAAAGGUGUUGAAGUAUGGGACGCUUCCAAAAUUAAAGCCACUCCGAAUGAUCUUUUCGUUCCCUCCAUUAGUGCCAAUGUUCGCGACAUGAAAUACACACGUUGGAAAAUGGCCAUUAAACGCAGCUUAGGAUGGGCUGUCGAAGAUGAUAGUAAAAUUCCUCAGAAAUCACGAUUCUAUCGUCUAACUGACGAAGAGGAUUAUAGUUCAGCUUCAGAAGCCAUACGAUCAUCUCUUCCUGGCUCUUGGUUCUUAUUCGGCACGGCCGUAGUAUUAGUACUAGCACAAGUGUUUAACAAAGGACGCACGUAGACAUGUUAGUACGUUUCUUGUGUAAUAGUACAAAACUAAAUUCCUUCCUAAAUGUUGUUUUUGUACUUAAUUUUUAUGAGGUUUCUUUGUGUAAUUUGACAGCGUUUGGUUAAUUCUACUGUGACCUUAGAUGAUAAUUUAUUAUAUUUUUUAUUAUUGUAGAGUAGCUUUUAGACAUUAAAAGCAGACCGACAAUAGAAAGAAUGCAAUAAACUUUGUUGUGAAACUUUA